Molecule: messenger RNA, 3114 nt
Organism: Dichotomopilus funicola
Lineage: Eukaryota; Fungi; Ascomycota; Sordariomycetes; Sordariales; Chaetomiaceae
Exons: 7
Coding region: 1-3114 (1037 amino acids)
Cellular component (GO): plasma membrane
Source: RefSeq, a predicted model, not a curated record
AUGGCGAUCGAAAUUGCUCUCGCUGUAUUGGGCGCGAUCGCUCUGUACCCCGUCUACAGACUGCUCCGACGCAUUAGGGCGGUCCGGCGUCUGGAACGCCGCUUCCAGUACCGCGUAAUUUGGAGCACCGGCAUCACCUGGAUUGGGGCUAUUAUCCUCUCACUGUAUUUGCUUGUCAAUGGCGUUGUCUUGGUGCUCCUACGGGCCGACUUGGAGAGGUGGGCGGGUGUAGCGGCCGCUGUCAACUCGGUACCUCUCUUCCUCGGCGCGCGGAGAAAUAUUGUCAUUCAUUACUUCGGCCUAAAUGCACAUCAUAUAGCCCAUGGUGCCGUUGGAUUUGUCGUGAUUGCCGAAGGUUUGCUGCACGCCGGAUUCGCUCUCAGGAGGACCCAAUUGCGCACGUCGCUUUGGGACUACCUUGCUGCCUCGUCGCUUCUAUUGAUGCUCUUGAUGGUGCUCUUGACCUCCAUCCCUCCUGUGUCCCGGUGGCUCUGCCGUAUCGUUGGGGUUACUGGUUGGUGGCUGGCCCAUCUUCUCCUCGCUAUCGUUAGCGUCGUAGGCAUGGCCGGCUACAUCGGCGUGGUUCGCCCCGUUGCUGAUGCAAGCCUCUCCGCCGUAGUGGCUGUCUAUUUGAGCGGCGCUCUCUGGAUCUUGGGGACUGGGUACCGGUAUGUACGGCGGCGCCGGACGCCAGCAAGCAUUAAGAGCGACAGAAGCCAUUCAGAAUCCACAGAGGUCGUCGUGCGCUGCAACUCUCGGGUUUGGGCCUUCCCCGGGUGCUACUUUUACGUGUAUUUCCCACGCCGGUACAGCUUCGGGUCUCUACACUUCGAUAUAUUUGUCGAUAGCCUCCCCCUUAUGCUCGCGUGGGGUCCCGAGGCGGGCGAUCGCUCAUCGAAGGAAGAGGUUAUGACCUUUAUCUUAUGGCACGGCAGUCGCACACCAAAGUCCGUACCCAAGAGCGGCCAGGAGAUUCUCCUAGACGGACCGUACGGGCAAGAUAUAAAUGCUGCGGCAUGUACCACAAUGGUGCUCGCAGCGAGGGGACCCGGCAUUGUGGGUCUUCUCUCGUUCGCUAGGCACCAAGUCGGCCGGUAUAAACACAUGAGUUCACGAAGAGAAAAGCGUCGGGUGGAUUUACUCUGGGUGCUAGAUGACGUAGGCCAGCAAGAUCUAGUGGGCAACAAGCUGCGGGAGCUGCAGGACAUGGACCAAGACAGCAACACCGUCGUUUGGCUUCUAUACCCGUCGCGCACGAACAAGAAGGACGUGAAGUUGCCGUUUAAAGAGAAAGAAGGCUACUGGACGUCGUACUUCGGAGACAAUCACGGGCGCUAUCUUGAAAACCUGAUGCUGGAUUGUCCGUCCGAGAAUUGCAUUGUCAUUGCUUGCGGCGAUCCAACCUUCAGCGCGGCCAUUCGCAAGGAAACGGCUGCAAAAGUUAAGCCAGCUGUGCAGUUUGCGGAGGUGCAGUACCGGCCUCGCCGGGCAGCGGCCCGGACCGCAGAUGAAGAAGACAUCGUAGGGCCGAAGGACACCGCCGAGAUGAGGAAACCAAUCGGUAUCAUUCAGGUGCCCAUCGAUGCCUUCAAUUUCUUGCCCGGCGUUGGGAGGGACCUGAACAGUGCAACUGUCGACAAGCUGGCGCAUCUUUUUCAGCGAGUUAGGUGUCGGCCGAAGAAGUGGGAGCAUCACGUCAAAGGGCUGGUCGACUUCAGGACAUACUAUAAGAUCCUUACAGCUUUGAACCUUUCCCGCCAGCAGCUCCAGGAGACAGUCACAAGAAGGCCAACCUACCACAAGGUCUCCCUGCCUCCAAAGUCUAUCAUUUGCAUUCAGGGUAAACACCGACUUGCCGCGGCGAGCAGGGAGUUUGGAAAGCGUUACUUCUGGACUGUUCGACUAUACUAUCCGACAGACGACGAUGACCCCCUUCUAGAUGUCCAGACCAGAGGUUUUCUCCACCAAACACAGCAGCCAGAUGGAGAGGUUUACUGGAUACUGCGGUGUUACGAAUAUCGAUGCGGCAAGGACACCGACCCGCCCUGGACGCAGCUAUCGGGGAGCAAGGCGAAAAACUUGGAUAUGCUCACACGAAUCAUAGCCGACGGGGGUUCGCCUCGGUACAAGCACCAGAGAAUCCUGAGCGCACUGGACGCGGUGGUCUCGCUCCCCGCCCUACGGAGUGGGAUGCUACUUGGCAACUGGCACAAGUGGUUAAGGCUAGAUUGCCCUGAACCUGUGAUACACUACAUUACCCGCAUAUAUAAUCAAUGGACAGCGAUCGCGAAGGACGUCCCUGGGUUUUAUGCAGACUCUGACGACGUCCAAAAGCUAGAGUUUUUAGCCCCUUCGAUUCCCGAAGAUCGAAUCCGGAUUUCCCGCAUGGUAAAGGGGAGAUUGAUCUUUCGGAAUGUUCAUGAUCCCGCAUCGAGGGAUACGAUAUUGCGCAACAUCUUAUCUCUAGAAGGCAUCAUUACGAGCCUGACGACGUUCAAUACCAACAUGAACUACCUAGAGAUCGCAAUGGACAUUUUAAGGCGGUAUGUGAUGGAGGACGGGGAGAAGACUCAGCACCACACGUUAUUCCAGAACUUAGCCGCACACUGGGACCACAGAAGGGCGGUUGUCGAGCAUAAGGAAGGGCGCUUUCACCGCCUGGCCGCCACCCACUUCAAGAUCGCCGUCGUGCAGCUGAUCCUCUUCGCAUUGCGGCAUUUUCCUUACCUAUCGAAUAUACAGCCACUCCAAGACAAACGCGGGUCGUUCUUGGCUGAGCAGAGUGAUCUCUUUAACGUGUAUAGCGAUCCGGAGAGGAAGUCUUUAAGGGAUAUCUUCCUAGCCGAGCAGAGGACAGUCUUUACCCAGCUUCAUGCUUUCCGCCCGACAGAUCCAGGGCAAGACCUCGGCGAAUUGCCCGACCGCCCUCCCUCAAUGGAGGAGUUCAAAGCCCUGCAGGAGGAUCUUUACCAGCGAUAUCCAAGUGAACGCCCAAGGUUACUUGGGCGGGAAAAGCGCCUAUCAGACUCUAGCAGGUCGUCGGGCGAAAUAAGGGAGACGCCUCAGAGGCCCAUUGAUCCGUGGGCGUAUCGGGAGCCACAACGGAAAUAUUAA